GUUAUCCCGAACCCCGCCCUUUCCUCUCCCUAACUUCGAAUCAUGUCGACUUUCUGUUUUGCAGUGAUUUGAUUGCCUGGUCCCACUUUUGUGACUCGGUGCGGGCACACCUUACCCUGCUGCACAGCCUCCACCGACUCACCUCUCCACCUGCACCCCCACCUGAAUGAGCAGACUGCUUCUUCACCAAGCUUUGAUGGCGUUGCUUUAAACACAGUGAGAGAUGUCCGCUAGUUUCUGCGGGCCGGAGCCAGUUUAGGAAGAUCUCUUUUCCCUACGGAGUCUUCACAGGAAAAAAAAACCCUAACGAUUUUGUCGCGCGUUAGGCCGCUGACAUUUUGACGCAGCUUUGACAGCCGGGCCCCGUCGGUGUGAAACUGUUCCCGGGACUGUUUGUCGUGAAGUCUACUGCUAUGUCUACUGUUGUGCCAGGCCAACGCGAGGACGACGGUCAGGAGAUGCCUUCUGGCUAACCGCGCUAACUAACAUAAACUGGACUGAAUCACUUGUUAGUGAAACACACUUGUUAGCGCAUCAACCGUUAACGCUGAUUUUUUUUGUUUUUAGUGCUUUUUUCUCAGUAUGCAGUGGCUAACACGGUUGGGAUAAACUUCAGAAAAGGAGGGCAGCUAACACAAGAAAGGGCUUAAUUGGUUUGGUUGGCAAAUUGUCACGUAUUUCACAUCGAGUUGGUGGGUAUUUCGAGCUCGAGGCAAGGCGUUAAGCUAGCUUGUCUGCCUCUAUAAAAUCACAACAAAAGCCAAAUGCCCAUCCCUUAUUUACUGACACAUAACACUACGGGGAUCGAUGUCGGUGCUGCACCAAUUGACUAAUGUUAUUGAAUGUUAAAAGUGAGUAAAGGUGUUUAUUUUGGAAUUGGAUGGUGGGUGGGCAAAGAUGAAAACUUACUAACUGGCAGGCAAAGGCAAGGGUGUUAAAACGAGGACUGAAAACUUAACUAAAGCGUCCACUUUCGGUGCUACAAGGAGAAGUUAUACGGGUAUCUCAAACAAAUGGCCAUGGAGGGAAAUGUACAACAAAAAACCACUCCUUUGGCACGGGAACUGACAAGGAUAUUUAACAGCUACAAUAAACACACAGUCCAGCUGAAGAAGAACCUAAAGGAGACUAAUGCUUUCUUUCGGGAAAUAAGGCAAAACUACAGCAAUGCUUGUGCAUCAACCGUGAACUCGGACACCUUUUCUCUGGAGGCAGGUAGGUUUGACCGCCCCCAUCUAUGUGGAGCAGUUUUAAAACCAUGUUUAAAUAACCUUAAAAUGGUUUUCAAACACAUAUUUAAUACAGCAUAACUGUUAACAUCUCAAUCCCACAGAGAAACAAAAGAAUUGAAUAUCAAAUACCCGCUGCUAAGUGAUUUCUCCACCAAACUUAGACUGAAAAAUGCAUUAAAUAGGGUUAGAGAAAACUAAAGAGAUUAAGCCCCCUCUGAGAAGCAUGAGCAGACUAAGUGCACCAAAUAUGCUGAGAUUUCUGCACUCACUAGCUGGCAGAGAACUGGAGGGUAUUAGACCCACUUUCCCAUUUUGCAUCAUUGCCUUAUGUAUAUGUCUGGGUGUCUGUCACUAACUUAAGUUCCUGUCUUUAGUCCACAGCUUAAUAUUUUUAUUACACACCUUAAUGUAUGUAUUUUUUUUUUCAGAGCAAAUCCUAUCUUAAGAAUCAAGUGUAAAAGGUCCUGUGCAAUACAGGACUCUGUAUAAUAAUGCAGUGCCUAUAUGGAACAGUGAUAGUGAUGGCAUGCAGAUAGAAUGAAGUGCGUCACAUCCACAGGAGUGGCUUCUCCCUCAGAGCUGGUGUCCUGUAAACACAGAAGGUCAAAUAAUUUUCCUCAGUAUUGAAUGAACAAUGCUAAUCCUAAGAUUAGCCAUAAUCAACUGAACUACUGGACAAUAAUGCAGCCUUUCAUGGGUAAAGGCAUGCCUUCACCUGCAAACAAGAUUGAUCCUGCAAAUUCAUUGGUUACUCUUUCCUCCCUGGAAGAAAAUGUGCAUCACAUGACACAGACAGAGCCUAGAAUAGUUUUUAAUCUAUUAUUCAUGUAGCAGUCAGACCUAUUUCUGCACUUACAUUAAAGUUUGUAUGGUCUGUCUACUACAGCACAGAUCAUGCAGUUUGUCACAGGUCUGUCUGAAAUGCUUGACUUUAAUGCAUUAGGUUUGGUUCACUAGUAAAGAGCACUUAAUAAUGAAACUAAACGGGUUUAGCUGCAUGUCCACUCGACUGUAGCUGCUGUCUUAGUUAUGUAAGUAUCUGAGACUGUGACUCAGCAUCACAGAGGAUUAUGUCUUUACCCCCAAUAAUAACAAGGCUGAAUUGGUCCCUCUGUGUGUGCGCUGAUCAGGAUGUCAUAGCAAAAGGUGCAAAUUCAGAUUUGAAAUGUUUUAACAUCUCUACAGCGAAACAAAUAUGUACUGUGUUCCAGAAAUGAAACUCAGAUUUUAAGGCUGGCGAGCUACUGAGUACCUCACCUCUACAAUAUAAGAACUCUCCAGAAAUCUCCAUAACUCCAGGACUGUAUGUGGUUGGUUUGGGUUAGAGAUCUAGUCAUGUACCUCCUUUGUUUAUCUCCCAAUGCACAGGCCAGCUCAGCUGCAUCUCUUUCCCAAGUCAUGAAGAAGAGUUCCUCCGCAGCACUGUAGGUGCUGCCCCUUACAUCCUAGUGCUGGGUCAGGACUGUGCUGCCCGCUACCAGCUGCUCAACUGCCUCCUUGGGGAGAGAUUACUGCCACUAGGCCCGGAGGCUGGAGAGGCAUGUGAAGGAGUUCAGGGCACUGUCUGCAAGAGGAGGAAGCUGUGUUUCACUCAUGGAAGACAGACAAGGUUAAGCUUGGCAUUGCCUGGCCAGUAUGAGCUGGUGCACCAGCUGGCAGCUAACUGUGGCCGGUGGGAUACAGUGCCCCGGGAAGACCUGGAAAUUCACGAAGAAUGUGAGGACCCAGCCCACAGGCUAGCAGAGCUGGAGAUCACCCUUCAUCACCAACUGCUACAGGUACAGAUCUUCCAAGUCUCAUUAUUAUCCUCUCAGGAACCCACACUUGUAAGAACUUGUUAGCGUUUUUUGACAGCCUUCUUUACAAGUGCAAUAAACUCAGAUAGUGUUUUGGAUGCUUUGGUUGACUUUCCUUGUAGAUGUGCUUUAUGUGUUGUUGGCCUGGCUCAGUCUUUCUCACCUAAGAACAGGCUUUAGGUCGCAGGUCAGCUUGCUCGACUUCCUCCAGAAGUCAUACAUGCACUGAAGAGUAUUCGAGAAACUCUUUUUUUCACCUGAAACUGUUUCAUUUGUUUGUUGAAAUUUGGUUUUCUUCAAGAAGCCUCUUCCUUGUAAUGCACUGGUGUCUUGACCAUCAUUGUGUGAUAAUUCUGGUGAAAAUAGUCUUUGUGGUCACUCUAAAACAGCAGCAACCAGUGAAUCAGAGUCUACGUACUUACGUCAAUUUAAACUUGAUUUUUGAGAAGUUGUUGCAUAAAGGGGAGAUGAGGCUGAGGUGUGUGUUUUGAUGAAAAGUUAGUGAUGCUAUAUUUGUGAGUUGAAGGCAUUUCGAUGAGUCCUGGAGAAUUUUUUGCCAGAACUUAUGAAGAAAAGUAAACUGAUGGCACCAGUACAUCGCUGUGUUAGUUUAUCAGCUAGAGCAGACGGACAGAUUAAUCUUGAUUGGCUGUUUAAUCAAAGUUUGAUAAGUUCUUAAAUGAAUCUGGGAAAAUGUGCAGCCUAUCAGAUGCAGAUGAGAAAAGAAGUUCUCCCAAGACGAAGACAAAAGUAUGGUAACAUGAUGCUAAAACAGUAUGUGGGCAUCCGUGCUGGCUCAGCAGUGUCCACUAAAUAUCCUGAAUCAGCUCAGGAGUGUCAGGGAGACAGUGAGGUUGAACCUGAACUCCUCUGUUUUUAUUGUUUUACUGGUUGUGUUUAUGGAGUCAGAAAUUUUAAAGUAUUAGGAUUAGAAAUGCACUGAUCCAUUUUUUUCUGAUCCAGUCGGAUACCGAUAUCUGGAUUGAGCGUAUCGGCCGAUAUCCGAUACCACUCUAACACUACAAUUAAAUGAAUGAACUGUAUACCUUGCCCUGUGAGUGAAGGUAUCAGGCUUGAUAUUAGCCUUGUUAAGAAAAAAGGUAACAAAUUAACACAGAUAUAAAUUUACUUGAUAUUAUUUAAGAACAAAUAACAAAUUGCACAUUAGCACACAGCAAAAAGAAGUAAGACUUCCAUGUAUUAAAAGAAAAAUAAAUCAAAAGAAAAAAAAGGCUGGAUCAGAACGCUGGAUUGGCGUCAUUCAUCUGAUAUCCGAUCCAGUUAAUUUGUCAAUAUCGGAGCCGAUAUCCGAUAUCUGAUUAGGCUCCCAUUAAAAACCUUGUGGUAGGUGAACUCUGUGGAGCUCUUUCAAACAAGUGAGACUUAAUCUUGAUGGCAGUUUGACUCGUAGCUCCUGUACUCAGUCUGUUGAAGAUCCUCUGAGGGCACAUUCGAAACCAUUUUUAACAGUUUUUUUUUCUGGUUUUUACUGCUGUAUAUUUCAAGUGGAAAAUAUUAACAAUGUUCUAAUUAAAGGGAUGAAUGAAUUAUGAAUAACAAUUUUUUCAGGGCUCUGUCUUUAUCAGGCUACCCCAUAAAAUGGUAGCAUCUCUUAGUUACAUAGAUCAAUAUCAAUAUUGAUCAUUGUGGGAAAGGAUAUAUGAAUAAUAUAUUUAGUCAUUUCAUCUAGCCUAUUAUUCAGUUACUGUGUUGUUGACAAAUGGAUAAAGACUGACUGUAUGCGUACACACAGACUUCUUUGUGUGGGGAACAUUAAUGCAGACUGGUGGGCAGAAUUUGGAGGCUUUAGUUUUUUCAGUCGACUUAAGGAAACUUUUUUUUAUGUCAAUCUGGACAUCAGAAUAACAAUUAAAUAAAUCUUGCCUUUCAAUUAUGUAAUUGGUUCCUGUCAGCUCACCCGGCCCUUACUGUGUUUACUUUCUCUGUGGAGAUAUUUCCCUCUAUAGCCUUUGUGUUCACACGUACACAGGAGGCUUUUCUCACAAACAGAUUACCGAACAGAGCUGAUUAUUUCCUGUGCUGUACACUGAUUUAUGCCACAGUUCAGAAAUACAUUCUUUCCCAGUCACGUUUCUCCUGUGUUUAAAUAUCGAUUUGCUGGUUCUGGUGAGGUUGUGAGGAGAAGAAAAGAUUGUUGGACACGGUUCUGCUGUCAUGCUGGUCUUCAGCCAGUGAACCCUGAAAAUCUCAAUCUCUUGAAUUGAUUAAGUGUGGUGUAAAGACUGUACUCAUUCCUUAUUAUGUGUGACACGUGGAAAUUAGUCCCUAAUCCUUUAGACCAAGGCCCCUCAGAGAGCAUCACACAGCCUCAGAAACUAGGCCUAGCUUUGCCUCAGGACAGCCCACCCGCCCUGCCCCCUUACGUAAUGCUGCUGGUCUGGUGCGAUUCACAUGACUAGGUCAUGUUAAAAAAUCCCAAACCCUUUGCUGUGAUGAAGUUUCCAUGGUUACAGCUAAAUUCUGGGACACUGGUCAUUCAUCUCAUGGAAGAAAACAUUGCUUUCACUUUUUCAGAGCCUGAACCUGUAUUUGUCUGAGCUGUGUGGGAACGAGCCGGUCGUAACUUUUCUCCAACAUGUUGUCUUCAUGAUGACACAGACACAGACGUGUUUUAGACACCAGCACAAGUGUCAAGUGCUUUUACUGAUGUGAAGGUGAAUUUUGUGAUAAUUUGAUUAGAGUUCCUGUUUUACAUUCAUCUGAAUUAAUUACUGAAUUUUUACACUGUUGGCUCAAACCAUAAAUAUGUUGGAACUGGCAUGACUCCUGUGGUUAUGUUUAGGGACCUUUGAAGUCUCAUCAAAAAAGGAGAGAAGUGUAAUGUAUGAAAAGCUGGAGGUAAAUGAUCAGAGCUGGAAGUGAAGCAUUUUACACUCCUUUUUAAUGUCACGUGUGACUGAGAGCUCUGGGCUCGUUCAGCAAUCCCUUAUUUGGGUCAAAACUCUAUUUCACUUGUACCAAGCUCAGAGGGUUUAAAAGCCCAGUUUGAUUUUGUAAAAGUAUAUUUUAAUUUUAAUUUAAUUUUAAUUUUAAUGUAAUUUUCCCUAGGGGAUAAAUAUCCUUUCUUAUUUUAAAAACUUUGUCAAAGAGUAGUUUGUAUUUUGUAGUUCAUUUUCUCUCUUAAAAGCACACAAUCACCACAAACAUGUUUGUUUCCCAGUUCCUGAAUUGUGGUGAAUCCUCUUUUUUUUUUUUUUUUUUUUACGGUGAAUGAAUAAGAGAUUAGCAUGUUUUGGUCAGGAUACAGUUAGGCUCAGAAUCUCUCUGCUCGCUGUGGUAUUCACACGCUCCUGCCAUAAUCACAGGCACUUGUUGUGGUAGCCAGCAGAUGAGAACCACUUGCUAAUUAACCUUCUCCUCACCCAAGCUUUCCCCGGCUCAGAGGACAUGAAGGGUGCUGAAUCGCCACCAUGUUUCUGAAAUUCUGUGGAGCUUUAACAUUUAUUGACAGGGCUUUGGGGAUUUUAAUGAGAUUCUCUACUUGUUAGCAAAGGUCUAUGAUAAUUUCUGUCACUCCAAGAUAUAUCAAUAAAAGGGCAGUUCUUGAUUUCUUAACAACAAGGCAUAACAAGGCAUUCAAAAACAAAAUGACUUCAAAUAGCCAAUAGAGAUCCUCUGGAGGGGUUGUUGCUAAGUAGAAAAAUUGCUCGUAGAGAAUUCAAAGCUUGCAGUGAUUUCGAUUGGCUGUGAACAAAUGUUUGCAGGCGAUCUUUGUUCCGAAGAGGCUGCUCAGAUGGGUUUGGCUCUUGUUUCUUGGAGACAGGACUGACUGUCUCCUUUGUGUCUCUGUGAGAGGUUUUUGCCUCUAUUUCAGUGUCUGUCUUCCCUCCAGUCAUGAUCUCGCUCUCGAGCUCUCUGUGGGACUAUUUCUGUUACCGUCCUCAUUUAUCAGGGGUUAAGAAAACCUUUCACUUCUCUGCCCUGUGUCACAGGCGUUCCCAAGACCAUCACAAAUAUUUGUUUGCUACUUUGUUCAGAAAUAGAAGCAGUGUGUGAUCGGCGCAGAUGUGUUUUUGCUCCUUUUGAAGCUUAAUUAUUUUAGAUAUCCUUUAGCAGCAACAUUAGUAAUGUUGUAUACUAGGGCUCAUAGUUUUAUUCUAAAGAAUUUGUCUUCCAUGUUUAAUUUUUUCUCGUUGAAUUUAUGAAAAUCAGUGGUUUGGCCACUUGAAGUCAUUUAAAACAAGCUAUGAGCACGACUAUAACAUAUUUUCACAUUAUUAGCUAAAAUAGCGAGCCUGAAGGGACCAUGUACAAAAGCUACCAUCCAAAAUUAACAUAGAGUAUUGAUAAAAGGAGGUUUAUUUCCCUGCUGUGAUUCAUGGUGUAUUUCUAUCGUAACCAGCGGGUAGUGAUGAACAACCUUUGGCCAAAAUGUGCUUCAUCAUGCUUUGUAAUGUUAAGAGUUUAAGAAGCAACUCAAGGCGUGGCCAUGUGUUCAGUUUAAAAGUGCUCUUUACAGCAAAAUAGACACUGUCCCUUUUUUAUUCAUUGUACUAGGACUGUAAAGUCUUACGCCUGGUUCACACAGGAUGCUGAUGCUGUGCCGGCGCGCACACGCUUGGCUGUUCACACAUAAAGCGUUUUCUGCUGCGCUCUGACGCGCCGGUCAGACGUCGACUGAGCCCGGAAGUGCUCGGCUGUUUCCGUCUGCCCUCAAUUUUCCACACUUACGAGCGCUUUAAACAUGAGUAAAUCGAUAUUUAUGUUUUUAUUACGUCAUACAUAAAUUAAAUAUUGGCAGCAUCUUCAAGUAUUGUUUUAAAUUAUUAUACAGGGGUAUAACAACAAAUGAAUUGGGGAGUCUGUUGACUCCAUUGUAUGUGAAGCUUUGUUAGCUCGAGGCUAUUGACUCUAUCGUAAUAAAGUCCCCCUCCUUUGUCUCACUAACAUCACUGGAUCUCUGCCGCUCUCCCUCCGUGUGUGUGUGUGUGUGUGUGUGUGUGUGUGUGUGUGUGUGUGUGUGUGUGUGUGUGUGUGUAUCGGGAAAUAAAUAGACCGACAAGCAACACCGUAAAUAAUUUUUUCUAAUUUAUUGAAAUUUAUUUUAUUUUGAAAAUUGACCGGAUUCUCUCGCGUCUCCUGUUCCUGACUUCCUGUCUGGUCCGAUCUGCUCUGUCCAGCUUUACAAUUGGCGCGCGCGGCUCGCGCAAAAAAUAGAGAGAAGCGGAAGAGUCGUUCUGUGCGCUGUGUGAACAGUCACCGAUCCGAAACUCGGUGCGCGGUGCUUCCACGCGUGGCGCUUCCUGUGUGAACCAGGCGUUAGUCAACUGGUCGACUUAUUGGUGGAUAUGUGCUGAGUCGACCAAAAUUCAGAUUGGUUGACUCGAUUUUUUUCUGUGUCAAUUUACAGUCUAUGAUUAAUUUCAUCAGGAGGAACGUACCAAGUGCUAAUGGGGGUGUUUUCAGAGAACCCUGUUUCACAGUCAACCGUGGUUAAUAAUACUAGGACUACUAGUUUUCUUCAAACUGAGACCAGGACACUUCCCACACCAAAAUAUGGUCCCACACGUACAGAUUCCAGACUUUUAUUUGGAAGCUUUAAAUACAAAUUACACAAAAGCCAAAAUGUAUAAAUGUUGAGUUGGGAUUUAGAGACUGGAGCAGUGGCCACUAUUUCCUCUUCAGCAGUGAAGUUUUAAAAGUAACAGAAAUUUACAGCAGAAGAUAGGGGCAGCUGAUAAGACAAAUCACAAUGUAAGUCAUAUCACCACUACCUGGUGUAUAAUCAUUGAGGCAUAGUCCCAUGAGAAAAAGAAUGUGGUGAGUUAUGAUGGUGGCUUGCCAUUUCCUGGAAUAAGCUUGUCAAUAGCACAGUGCUGUAAAAUGAAGUAGUCCAACUAUCCACUCUACUUAUAGGCCUUUGGGGACCCCACCAAGUCUUGAGGAAAAUAUCCGGCUGUGUCCAACUUAAGUCUCCGUCUGAGUCCAGCAGCUAUUUACUAAUUUGUCUGUUUGAUGUUUGUUGUCAAGUUUGGUUGUGCAAAAGUGUUGUCUCAGAGCAUUUGAGAUACUUGGAGAGAGCUAAACUAAAGCGAAAGCAAAACACUGGCCAAAAACUCCAUCAAACCUCCCAGGUAUAAAAGUGGAGGGUGUGACAACUCUAAUGAUCAUCGUCAGCGUGUCUCCACAAGAACUAUUUAUUCAGUCCGAAGUUAGAAAAUAGUGAUUGCGACUUUGAAUUCUAUUUACUUGUUUUGUUAAGAAACAGAUAAUGCUCAAAAAUUUGACAUCUCACUCCAAUGAUUAUGUCUGCAUGGAUUGCUUUGAAUAGGAGUUUGGGGUGCAUCAAUCUUUUAAAUAGAACCAGUUUUCUAUUAGUAACCUGCAUAUAAUUGAGUUUGCAUGAAGUGAAGUCAGCACUUUGGUGGAUUCUUUGUGUUUUGUCUGUAGGAAGCAAAGGUCAUGGUGGUGCCUUGUCCGAGUGUCCAGCCCAUAGAAGAAGCUCUUGAAGACUGCACCCGCAAUGUGAUUCCCAUCCUACUCUAUGCCAUUAACCAGGACUCCCUAACAACGGAGCAGGUGGCCGAGCUUUGGAAGGUCAAAGAGAUGCUAUGCUUCCCAAUCUGUUUUGUACGUAUUCCUGACAACAUUCCAGGAGCCUCUCCAGCUCCAGACCGCCGUGCAGAGAAGGAAAGGGAGCGGGAGAGGGAGAGGGAGAGGGAGAGGGAGAAGAGCCCGCUCCAUAAGCAGCUCCUCUCCCUUGGCUUCCUCUCUAGCCCUGCAGGAAAUUGCUCCUGCGGCGCCCCCUCACAGAUGUCUGCUCCAGGUGCCAAGCCCCAGAGUAUGCUGGGUGAAGCUUUUGAGAGACUGCACCGGUUAUUGGUGCCUUUUGCUCGCCAAGUUCUUCAAAACCAGCAGGUGGAGGCUGCCAACCUGCUGAAUGGGCUUCACUGUCGGUGUCUCGAUCUUUUCAUCAACCAGGUGAGUGGCUGAUGACUCUGACAAUAUUUAUCUAUACUUCUGUCAUAGUUUUACUGCAUCUCACUUCUUUCACAGUCCUUUAAAUGUUUGGCCUCUGUCAAUUUUGACCCAGUAUACUCUCGACAAAUCUCCCAUCAGAUCUUUCCCCUUUGUCUUUCCUGCAGGCCUUUGACAUGCAGAGGGACCUGCAGAUAACUCCUCGCAGGCUGGAGUACACCCGUGAAAAAGAGGGGGAACUUUUCACCUCCCUCAUGGCCAUCGCAAACCGUAAACAGGAAGAGAUGAAGGAGAUGAUUGUGGAGACACUCAGCAGCAUGAAGGAGCAGCUGCUGGAAGAUGCCGCCAACCUGGAGUUUACAGGUCAGUGACUCAGCGGAUUGCUUUCUUACAAAGACGUUGUCAAACCUGGCCAUGUUGGGGUGCACAGAAUGGUGUGAUCACAGAUAUGCUGUGUUCCAGUUACCUCGGAAGUUAGAUUUUGGAGCUGGGAAUGACGUUAUACCCGUUCCAGUUAACAAGUCUGGAAAAACAAAGAUGGACGCCUACAGUUACCCGUGGUUAGCUGUUGUUUACAAUUGUUGUCAGUGGUUGUUAGUUGUUGUUAGUCUUUGUUAAAUGCCUAUAUCAGUUGUAAACGACGCAUAACACAGUAUUUUACUCUUACAAACACCAUAGCACCGUGUUCACAGUUAGACGUUGGGCAGUACAACAUAUACCACUUAUUUAAUUACACAAAAGCAAAACAGAAGUGCAUCACUAGUGCUUUCACUGUUACUUGAAUUAUGACGUUGUCGUCAAGUUAGGGUUUGUGAGGAUCGUCUGACAUUUCCGAGUUGGAAAUCCGACUUCAGGGGGGCGUUCCAGAUGAAUUUCCAACUCGGAGCUCAGAAAUCCCAACCUCCGAGUACAACUGGGAUGCAGCAUUAGUCCUCUAGACUCAUAUUUGCAGCACCCCUCUGUUCUUUGGUCUAGUAUUGAGAAAUAAGAGACCAUUGCUGUGAAAUGUUUCCAUGUGAUGACCAAUCAGAAUCGAGUACCUAACACAGCCAUGUCAUAAAAUUAAGACAAUAAAGCCCAACCUUUGUAUCCCUGUAGUUUCAGUGAACUGACCUCAGAUUUUAUUUGUGUAGGACAGCUAUAAAAGAUCCUUCUGGAGUCAUAUACGUGAGAGUCAAAGAGGACACGUUUGACAUCAUAAAUAGUUUAUUGUCAUGUGUGGUAUGUGGUCAGUAGAGAUCGUGCAUCUUCCUGCAGUUGUCUCUGCUGCUGUGGAGAAGGACAACAAUGCUCCUUUCAUACACUGUAUUAAGUUAUGCUUUGUCAUGUCACAUGCUUUACGUUAAAGCUUCAAAGGACACAGACAGGCUCUGAUUGAAGUGUUUUGAUUUGUUUGCUUGUCGUUAGAAGGCCACAGUCUUUAUCAUCAUGAAAUCGUUUGUGACAGCGCGUUUGGAUUCACAGUCAAGAAGUUUCUCUUCAACAGAAGACACCGUCAAAGUUCAUUUCAGCUUGUUAUAGUUUUGACUGAACUGAAGAAUCUUAUUGAACAAUAAUAACAAUAAUAAUGAUAAUAGUAAUAAUAGGAAACUCAAGGUCACCUUACAGAACAGUUAAAAGGGCAAGUAAAAUACACAUCAUCAGCACUUAAAAAGUUUUAGAUUUGAUCUGAUUUGAGUUAAUUUAUUAUGGAUCCACCAUUAGUUACAACAAGAUAUGCGGUUACUAUUCUUUCUGGGGUCCUUAUCUUUUUCAUUUUCCAUUUUGAACAUAGACAUAUACUUACAAAGUUUUACAUCUUGACUCUGCAGCAGAAUAACAACAGUCAGUGUGAGUAGACCUGCAUAAAAUAAUGAGACAGAAUUUGAAAAUAGACAAUAAUUCAAUGUUCCUAAUGUCGGGGUGGGGUGUCUGCACUUAUGUGAUAUUACUUCAUUAUAACCUACGGAUUUAUCUUUAAUGCAAUGUACGUUCAGUAGAGGGUGAAUCCUUCAGUUAUGCGUGUUAUUUGAGAUUCCAAGAAAAGCAGGAAACUUGUAUUCAAUUCCUCAGUAGUAACUUAACAUGCACUUUGUUUACUUUACGACAUUUUCAGCCAAAUGAGAAAGGAUUCCCUCUCUAUUAUUUUUUAUUGAAGAAGAUGACUGACUCGUGGUCCCCACUCUGCAAACUAUUCAGAUAUUUUCAUUUGAUCUCGUCUUUGUUGAUUUUUCACGAGUGGAACCUUAACAGAUGACUCACUUGUUUUUACUGACAGUUCAGAAUUUUUUUUCUGGUCUGCAUCCUGAGAUACUAAAAGCCAGAUUAUUCACUGUCGCCAAACUCCGGUCAAAGACACAGCUGUGCCAGCUGCGUUUCACAAUCUGCCCACAAAGUUUUUGUACUGUCUGACUCAACAGUUGCGUGCAGCUGAAAAAAGCCUUUCACUGGUUAUUGCGAUCUGCUUCCUUCCUCCCUCCCUCCCUCCCUCCCUCCCUCUUUCUCUUCGUGGGCUUUCUUUAAGAUGCAUGUUUACUCGAUUUCUCUUUUUCUGAACAUCAUUCAGGAAACUAGCCCAAUGCUAACUGAGGGUUUAAAUAGACUGCUCUUGCGUUGUGCAAACACAUUGUUGGGAUCAUUCUGGCAAUGUGAACCUCAUUGUGACUAACAGAUUAAAGGUGCCAAGAGGAUUUUCUCAUAAGAAAACAAUGUUCCUGUUUACAUUCAGUGUUACUCCAAAAGUGUCUUCAGUUUUGUUCGAAUCAUCAAAUGCUUUCCAUUCAAAAUGAAACACUUUCAAGAAUGAUUAUUGAAAAAAUGUAAACCCUCAUAGUUGAUAUGAAUGUUUAAACUGGGAUCUGGAGAAAGCGACAAAACAAGCUUGAUUUAGAAAUAUGCAACAACAACAAAGGAGCCAAGGCCUCUUUUUCAAAAGACAUGAAAGUACGAUGUGUCCUGACUGCUGCUGGGAUCCAAUUUUAAAACUAUUUCUGUGACAGUCUCACAUAUUGGAUUAUUUCCCUUUUUUGUCCACGCAAUUGAUUAAGUGAUGCUGGGAAUCUACACAGAACUUGUGCAAAUGGACAUAAAAAUGAUUUGUCUGCUCUAGCUUUAGUCUGCGGACAUUUCUGCUCUUCACGACCUGAUUCAUGAACUUUGAACACGGAUUGAUUUUCAUCUUUUAUUAAAUUCUAAAUCAUUCCUACUGACUGACUGUUACAGAAAUUAUAUGGAUGUCUGUUGCUGUCUGUUCUACCUCUAUUUCUAUUCUGUGUUUCUGUUGUGAAGCACUUUGUAACUGUUUUGAAAAGUGCUAUAUAAAUAAAGUAAUUAUUAUUGAUAACUGGAAAGGGUUUUAGCAUUUUGCCAAAUACAUGAGCAGCACUCAUGGCAGUUGUUGUGUGGUCUUGAAGGUAUGGUAAUUUAGUGUUGAUGUAACCUGCGAGUGUUUAAAAUAAACACAAGAUACUGCCCUGAAAAAACAAGAUGAGGUCCCCUCUAGGGGUGGGAAUCAUUAGUGGCUCCACGAUACAAUAUUAUCAUGAUACUUGGGCAACGAUACAGUAUUAUUGGGAUUUUUAACAUUUGCAAUACAGUGAGUAUUGCGAUAAAAUAUAUUGCUAUUUAUACAAUUUUUUCAACUGUUAAGCUAAUUUUGCAUUUGUCUUUCCUUAAUGUUUGUUUUAUUUACACUGUAUUUUAUUUUCAUGUCGCACAUCUUGCAAACCUUAUAUAAAUAUUUGUUGCUCUAACUUUCUCCUGCUCUAUGAUGUCACCUCUGUUAACCUCACUGGACAAACAGUUGAUUUUAUUUUUUCCAUUAUCACAGAUUUGACUUCAUAUUAACAACUAAUUUGAAAAAAAUGAUAAAUGAGAUGAUAUAUCACCAGAAAAAAUAUUGCGAUACUAUGCUGUAUCGAUCUUUUCUCCCAUACCUAGUUCCCUCACUACCACCUUUCCUAUUUUGCCCUCUGGCCUUUUGCUUUUGCCUACUCUCUCAGUUACUUGGCCGACCAACUGUUCAGAAGUCGCCACAGCGAACCAAAUAGUACGCCACCUUCAAAAAUCCAGGCUCUGUUUUUUCAAGCUCCCAGGUAGUGCUGGUGCUGAUACUACCCACCAUAUCACUUUGCCCUUAGUUGCCCCCAUCCUUAGAGUGUGGGACGAGCUGGACAGUGAGAGCCAACACAUCAUCAGAGAUAUCAAGAGGGCACCUCCCUUCUGCAGUUUUACGUCAAGUUAGGCUCAGGACACCUUAGGGAGGCUUUACAGUAGAUCUGGUGUCUGGGAACCGUCCCUCUUAACGCAAUCUCUCACUGCCUAUCAUAAUCUACAUGCAAAAGGGUGAAAAAAAGAGGAAAAUGAAGAGGAAAGAGGCUCACCCCUACUGGGUUAGACUGUAUGCUCUACCUCCCCCUUCACCCUCAUUUACAUGUAGAGAAGAAAAAAAAAGUCAGACAGUUUUCUCUUAACGUAAUUUUGGUCCCUUUGAUAGUUUUUACUCAUCAUCCAAGUAUUAAAUUGGUGUCCAUUUAUCUAAGGGAUCUAAUGCUGUGGAGGUAACUCUGAGGAAUGACUUACCUGUGGCAGAAAAUGUGUAAUACUAUUAGAUUCAAACACAAAUGAAAUGAAGGAGCUCAAAGAAAACUGCUUAAAAUGUGAACAUGUUUUUAUGCCGUCUUUUAAAUUCUUUGUUGUUCUUGACGUAAUAAUUGAUAUGUGAGGAGGUGUCAGAUCAGAUGAGCUGUUUUCUGUUUUGGCUGUUGGGUGUCUUAUCUUUCACAAACGUUUUGAUUUGGUGCUCGAGUCGUACUUGUCGCUGAAACUGUCAGAUUUCAACCACAAACCUCCAGAGACUUUUUGUGUAACCGCGAGAUGACAUCUGUGUUUUGCACCAGUUUUUUUUUACUCAUCUAGCAGUGCAUCCUGUUUCACACUACAAUUCGACAACAUUGGUCAAUCAGUGUCUCUCCACUCUGGUUGAUCGCAUCUAAUACUAACUCGUCAAACUUUUGGCUUUCCUCCGCAGACAUCAUCGUAACAACAAACGGGGAGCCUGUUACAUCAAAGGAAAUCAAAUCCUGCAUCCACCAGAUCCAGGAGCUGAUAGUGGUCCGUUUGAAUCAGGCCGUGGCGAACAAGCUGAUCAGCUCCGUGGACUAUCUAAGGGAGAGCUUUGUAGGGACUCUGGAAAGAUGUCUCAACAGUCUGGAGAAGUCCCACAUCGACUCUUCUGUCCACAAUAUCACCUCAAACCACCUCAAACAGGUGAGCAAAGAACAGAAAACCUACUUGGUGUAAGAAUAGCAAAACAAAGAGUUAAGAGUUAGGUCUUACAAAAUCAGAGAGUUUUUGGAGAAUACAGUGACAUUAAAGUAACAAUACGUGAUCCUAGUUAGCAUCUGCUGAUCUCACUUGGCCUAGGAUCGGGUGAUCGAGAUUUUUCUGUUUUACCGCUUAUGCGCUUCCUCUUCUCAUGUGUCCCAGUUAUUAAAUGCUGCCUAUCACGUGGAGGUCACCUUCCACUCAGGAUCCUCUGUCACUAGACUUUUCUGGGAGCAAAUCAAGCAGGUAAGUACGAAAGGAGUUCAAACUAGAGAGUUUAAAACUUCACAUCAGUGCCAAAACGGGUGUUCAGACUUUGUGUCUUUCUCUUCUAGAUAAUCCACAGGAUAACGUUUGUGAACCCUCCGUCCAUCACGCCAGAGUGGAAGCGUAAAGUGGCCCAGGACGCCAUAGAAAGUCUCAGUGCAGCCAAACUAGCGAGAAGCAUCUGCUCCCAGUUUAGGACCCGCCUCAACAGCUCCCACGAGGCCUUUGCAGCAUCUCUCCGCCAGGUGAACUCUUCUCUCUGCUUCCUUUUGCUUAUUCCUUAUUUCUUUCUCACUCACUGUCAUGCCUGAAAAACUGUCCACUCAGGAUCUCAAGAGGAUCUUAGAGUGUAGCUUAGCAGUUGAUGUGUGAGGGUUAGUUGUUGGUUUUAGCCAAAUAGUUUUUUCAUUCAUUUCAUCUGUUUAACUGUGUAACUGAUGUAAUAGAUCAUCUGACCACUUUAAAUGGUUUCUACAAAUUCACAUUUUACCUGAAUAGAUGAAAACUUUUGCACCUGCUGUUUCUGGCUCAGAGUGUUUGUACUUUCAAGUAAGCGCUCUGGUAUGAAUUUCUUUCUCUGCGUUAAUACUAUAUCAAUAAGUGGCAUUGAUUGUUAGACUGUGUGAGAUAGAGCUGGGCGAUGUGGCCUCAAAUCAAAAUUACAAUAUAUUUAGCAGUUCACCUUGAUAACGCUAAAUGGUCGAUAUCUACUCCGCAAGCUGCUCGCCCCCACCCACAUUAUCUUCAUGUACUUCAGCCGCUACAACUUUUGGACGGUCCUCCAUCUCCUCAACUGUCUUUCCCUCUUUGUCAAGGACUGGAUGGGGUGGAGUCAUGUCUCUGAUGUAGGACAGCAUCUUAAAGGAACAUGAGACCAUAGCCUACCUACACACAUCCAAAACCAACUUUAUUAUACCGAUGUGGACAAAAUGACGUUGGUUAUUAUCGUAAAUUUCGGUAUCUGUAAAUUUUUGGUUAAUCACCCAGCCCUAGUGUGACAGCUCUAUCCUGAAACCUCUCUGUGGACAGCUUUCAUUGGCCCUCAGUCUCUGUUAGGGCUGGGCGAUAAACCAAAAAUAUACCAAUACCGAAAUUUACUACAAUAACCAACGUCAUUUUGUCCCAUAUCAGUAUAUUCGGUGUCAAAAAAAUAAAUAAGUUGGUUUUGGAUGGGUGUAGGUCGGCUAUGUUCUCAUGUCCCUUUAAGACUCUGUCCUACAUCAAAUGCGUGACUGCACCCCAUCCAGUCUGUAACAAAGAGGGAAAGACAGGUGAGGAGAUGGAGGACGGUUUAAAAGUUGUAGCGGCUGAAGUAGAUGAAGUUAAUGUGGGAGGGGGUGAGCAGCUUGUGGAGUAGUUAUCGUCCAUUUACGGUUAUUAGGGUGAUCUGUUCAAUACAUCGCGAUAUUGAUUUGAGACCAUAUCACCCAGCCCUAGUCUCUGUACAGUUCAGCAUUUUCAUUCCUCUUCACUUGAAUUGUUUUGCCUUUUAAGCCCUGAUAUGCAAAUAGCUGUGACAAAUCAUUUCGAGUCAAAUUGCUCUGAUGAUUAUCAUCACAUGACAGACAGUGUGGGACACAUCACUGACUUCAUUUUCAUGCUCACACAAACGCACUGAUCCAAUGUCUCAGCCUCAGAAAGGAGGUGAUGUCCGGUGAUGUCUUGGAUGUUUUAGGCUUGGAUGGAGAGAAAUAGGAGAAACAAGCUGACCCAAAACAGCUGCUGAAUACCUCUGUCACACUAGUGAUGGAAAUACCACCAUCACAGAAAGAGGGUCCGAGCCAAAGUGGAGAUAAGAGCUCAGUCCUGCUGUACGUUGGUAUGCGCUUUGAUAUAGAGGAGCUGAUAGGAACGGUAAAGCAGGGGGUGUUAUCAGCGCACAGCUAACCUUGUCACACAGGAACUUUUCUCCUCUGAUAUCAGUGCUACCCGAGAUACUCAGGACUUUGAAUAAUUUGUAGCAAUUUGAUGAUAGUUGCAUAGUAGUGAGAAAGUGGACCAUGUACGUGAUCACACCUUGUCUGGACCAAAUGUUCAGGUCUUGAUUUAAACCAGUCUUCCUGCUGCUUAUAAGUUAUUCCGGUUUGUGUCCUUUGUGUGCCGCAUGAAAACUGUCUUAUCUUUUAGUUUCUGCUGUUCGUCUUCUGCCUGAAGCAUUAGAUCCACACAAUCAGUGUUGGACAAAUGUGAGCGAAGACCUUUGAACCUUUCAUAGACCAACUAAAUAUGAGUAAAUAAGGGAGGAAUGCAGAUCAGUCUGUCCCUCGUAGUUCAGCUUUUUCAUGAUGCACAAUGGGUUUAUUUUUUUAGGUGGCAUCUGCUCGGGGUGUACUGUUUCCAAACUUGAGGUCUUGCCAAAAGCAAAUAACAGAGUCAAAGGGGCCAUUUGUUUCGUCCAUAACUGUAAUAGUAAAAGAGUUGAGGAUACAUUUUUUUUUUACAAAUUUGAUGCUGUCAUUAAUUUGCAGAUCUGAUUAAAUUAGCACGACCAGAGCAGCACAUUUACCUUAAACAAUCAAAGUUUCACUCAAAAUACUGUAAAUAUAAAGGAAGAGAGAGCAAACUUAAAUUAUGUUGGUUUUAUGUUUACUCAAACAAAGUAAACACAGCAGCGACCCUGUGGAGUGGAGUUUAUGAAAACAUUCACACGAACCAUUGGUUCUUAAACUUUGCCACCCCAACCCCCCCAGGAGGCUGAAAAAAAAUCUAAGUCAAACCCCAGAGUUUGAGAACCACUGAUCCUGGAUGACGGUUAUUUACUAUCAUGCUCUGGUUUUAGAAAAUAAGAUGCAUGUUGGAGUAGAUUUGCGUUUGAGCGUGAACUCUGUAGUUACACUGAGAAAUGACAGGUCAUGACAGCUGACCUGUAGGUACUGGGAACUGGAGGGCGGUCCUCCUCUGCUGUCCUCCUGAUGUCUGUAUGAUGCAGCUGAAAAACAGAGGACAGGUUUAAUAAGGAUAAAUCACAGACAUUAACAACAACAGCAAUAAUAAAUUUAUUUGUAUAGCACUUUUAAAAACAGAAGUUUACAAAGUGCUUUGACAAAUAGUCAUACAGCACCUAACAUCAGCACAUGGAAAUAAAAACAAAAGCUCAGUUAAAACAAGGCCUCUGCACUGAAGGCGAAUUUCAUUGUCAUAAGGAACCCAGACAAUACAAGAACCCUACGACAUAAAAUGAGACCAUGAGGACCAAAAUAAAAACAUGAACUAGGUAAGAAAAAAAAUUGUAAUAAAAAAGGGGAGUUGAAGCAGAAAACAGGAUAGUAAAUAUAAAAAGACGAUAUUAAUAAUGAUAAUAAAAUAAUAACAAAAUAAUAAUAGUAAUAAUAGUAAUGAUAAAACAGAACAACAAAAACGAGCAAGAAAAAACAAUAAAAAGGUCUAAUGGGUUAAAUAAGAAAAGGUUAUAAGUAUAACAAAGGCUGAAAAUAGGGCUGAUAGGCUGAUAGUAAGUCGAAAUAAGAUAGAGGUAAAAGAAAUAAAAGAGAAAAGAAAACAGAGAAAAGAGAAAGUCUGUAAAAGUGAGCUUUAAAUUUGACUUAAGAAGCAACUGUCUCUGCACGCCUUAUCUCCUCUGGAGAUACUUGUACUUGGAUUGAAUAUACAGUAUCUACAUCUUUCUGAUAGAUACUUUCACAUUCUGAAGCCCAACACUUCAAAAAAAAGUUGUCUUUUGUAACAAACACAUGAUAAAAUCUGAACUUUCCAAGUAUUGUAGGAUUAAAUGUUUGGCAAAGAAGUUCAAAUUAUUUAGUCAAUUACAAACACAAGACUAUGACUCAGAGCAUUUGUUUGUUUGUUUUUAUUUUCAUCCCCAUCCUUGUUAACUUACUUCAUAAUACUUUAACUGUAAAAACCUUGUAGGAGAUUGUUGAUGACCUCUAGAAAAGCUUUAUCUUUGACCAAGAUUAUUUUUACUCUGGCAAAGAAACUUUCUCCACCAUCAUUAGACUGAGGGCUGCUGUAAUAGUAAGAAGAGAAUAUUAUUCUUGUAAAAACUAUAGGAGUGGUAAACAAUUAUACUCAGUGAUUUAGCAGCUGUUCUUAAUUCUGACCAUGAGAUGUCCUGUCAUGUGUUGGUGUCUGUAGCUGGAGGAAGGGCACACAGGGCGACUGGAGCGCACUGAGGACCUGUGGCUGCGUGUGAGGAAGGACCACGCCCCUCGAUUGGCCCGCCUGUCCCUGGAGAGCCGCUCCCUCCGGGAUGUUCUGUUGCAUGGUGAGUCGUUGCCAAAUCCUUCCAGUGUUUAUCAAUUGAGCUUGCAGUUUACCCUCACACUGCUGCAGAUUUGCCCUCUUCAGAGUUUUGAAUUAUCUCCACCAAACAUUUUUUUAGUGAAGACAUUGUCCACUUGGUACUUACUUUUCAACUAAAAUCAUGCUUCCACGAUCAAACCUUGCACAUAAAUGAUUCAGAAGCUCAGACAUCAGUGGAUUAUAACUCACACCAGUGAAAAUGAAGAAUAUGUUUUUGGGGGGGAACAGUCAAACUUGAUGUAAAACCAAUAUAAGGACACUUCUAUUACUUUGAAACCUUUGACUUUUUUCUUUUCUGAGGUUAAAACAGCUGCACUAUUUUUUGACAGGUAAACCCAAGCUGGGGCGAGAAUUGGGUCGGGGUCAGUAUGGAGUCGUGUACCUGUGUGACAGCUGGGGUGGUCACUACCCAUGUGCACUCAAGUCUGUCGUGCCGCCUGAUGAUAAACACUGGAAUGACCUGGCUCUGGAGUUUCACUACACAAGGUAUGUUAGGACACUUGUGAACAAAUCACACACACACAUAAAACACAGACAAGUGCAGACAGAAGCCCUGGCAGGAACUCAGUGGCAAUUCUGGUCCAAAUACCCAGCUCCAGCACUCUCAGAGUAGCUUCAUGGAUAUGACAGUUUCCUUGUUAUCAACUCCACCCAGCAUACCUGUCUAAUGUUUGUCAGUUGAAGCCCUGAGGCUUACCUGUGCACGCAUGAGCGGCAUUUGAUGAUCAUAAGCAUUAACUGCAGUUACAGUGAGGUAUGCAGCAAAACUAUAAGAGUGAACUAAACUAUUAUUUUAAUGUUGACCAGCUAGACAUGAAUGUAUACACUCUCAGAUAUCUAAAAUAUACACUUUAAGGUCACGUGACUGAGUAUUUUAUUUUCCUCUCUGGUGUUGUGAUGCUACAGGACUUUGCCCAAACAUGAGCGGCUGGUCGACUUGCAUGGCUCUGUCAUCGAUCACACCUACGGGAGUGGCUCCAGCAUUGCUGUGCUGCUCAUCAUGGAGCGGCUGCACAGAGACCUCUACACGGGCUUAAAGGUACCUUGAUCACGAGACAAUGUUGUUGAUUUGAAAGUUCACACAUUAGAAGUGUCAGUCUGAAUCGUUCUCAUUUCUUCCUCUGUCUCCACCAGGCUGGUUUAUCACUGAAAGAGAGACUUCAGAUUGCUCUGGAUGUGGUGGAGGGGAUCCGCUUCCUACACAGUCAGGGUCUCUUGCACAGAGACAUAAAGCUAAAAAAUGUGCUGGUAAGUUGGACAGACUUUUGGGGGGGAUUUUUUUCUUUUUACGCUGCUGUUCUGUCUUGGAAAUUUUUUACUGCUUUAAAGGAGAUCAGUAUUGUUGUUGGACUAGUUUCAUAUUCUUAAUGAGAGUAAAUUUAGGGCCAAUCAAUCAGCCGAAUAAAACUGUAAGUAUGUACUGCUGGAUCACUCAUUUGUUUCAGACUCAAGGUUUAUAUAGAAAGACUCGAUAUUAAUACCAAACAAAGUUCAAAAUGAAAAAUAUCAAUGAUAAUCUGAAGCUGGAGUUAAAAAAGUGUGAGAGAGUUUUAUUUCUCUGUGUGUUUAUAUCAAACAUUUGAUAGGUUUCAUUUUACCUCUAAUAUGAUUGUUUUAAAGAAUAAACUGCAAGUGCUCCUCCCUUUUUUUUAACAUCUGCUCGCCCUUUUUUCCUGUUUCAGUUGGACAAACAAAACCGCGCCAAGAUCACAGACCUGGGCUUCUGUAAACCUGAGGCCAUGAUGUCUGGCAGCAUCGUUGGAACACCGAUCCACAUGGCUCCAGAACUGUUUACAGGUACUUUCACAGACCAGUUGCACGGUCAAUAGUUUUUACUAAAUGGAAGAUCCUGAGGCACCUCUUUAAACUCUAUUUUUUUGGACUUUUACACCUUGGUUUAGAGUCAUUACAGUAGAUAGAGUAGGAGAGAAGGCAACAAGAGAGUGAGGAAUGAUGGGAUUUCGAGCCAAAAGGACCAAGUAGGAAUCGAAUCUUUCUUAAAGGAUUACACCUUCAGUACAUUUGACUACCGAGCAAAACUCCUACCCCCAACCAUGACCUUUUAAAUGGUCACACAGAGCAGGAAGUUUCUUUUAGUUAAAAUGAGUUUAUGUGACAUUAGAAGAACUUGAAUAUAUAUUUAAUUUACACCUCAGUUCUGUACAGGUCAGUUUAAUAUGUUGAUAAAAAUAUAAUUUGAUGGUAAACAAAUCAUUUAAAGCCUUGAUUUGAUUAAAAAUUGUGCGAAAACAACACAUCAAAACAUUAAAACUGAAAAAUGUUUUUGUUUCUCGAGACAUAUUUGCUCAUUUUAAAGUUGAUGCCAGCAACAAAUUUGAAAUCUGUUGGGACAGUGACAAUGUUUACAAUUAUGUUAAGAGAGUCCAGUUUCUUGAUUUUUUUUUAAUACAGUACUACUUGAGGGCAGGAUCAGUUAUAAGCCUUUUCCCUUUCCUACAGAGAUUUUUCCAGAUUUUCUGAAUCUUUUUGAAGGUCUUUUAAUCUGUAGGCGAUGAAAUCCUCAAAUUAUUUGGAUUUUUAAUCUCAGGGACAUUAGUCUGGAACUGCUGAUCUAUCUGUUCACCCAGUCUCUUCUUGAGAGGUGAACCUCUUACCAUUGUAACUUCUGAUUUCACAAACUUAUUGCUAAUUACAGGGUUCCUACACAUAUAUGGUAAAGCAUGGAAAUUAAUUUGAUCAAUUUCUAGGUAUUAAAAAGUAUGGAAAAUGAAAAAUAAAGUAUGGAAAAAGUAUUUAUGUUUCUGAACUAUUACCACAGUUCUAAAACACUGUUUUCUAAAAUUGAAAAGUAGGUAUUUCCAAAAAUAAUUCUAGAAAGUAGGGUUUGGAAAAGUAUUGAAAUUCUAACUGUGUAGGAAUCCUGUAAAUAAUGUUACGAGCUGAGGUAUUCCUCAAAGUGUUUUAUUUUAGCAUUACAUCACUGUUUUGUUUUCCUGACAUCAGAUUUGUGUUAUCAACCUUCUCCUCACAGGAAAGUAUGAUAACUCUGUGGAUGUUUACGCCUUUGGGAUCCUUUUCUGGUACCUCUGCACUGGUUCGGUGAAACUCCCAGAAGCCUUUGAGAAAUGCUCCAGUAAAGACCAGCUCUGGAACAACGUCAAAAAAGGUAAACCAACGGACGACGUACCUUGUUGGCUCCGAGCUCUGGGUUGGUUUGUGUGCGUGAACAAAAAGUCAGUAGGUAUUAGACUAUGAAGUAGAUCACUUAUUGGAUAGUUUAGAUGUCCGUCCACACCAUCAGCAUUAGUGUUGCUUUUAAUUAGGGGUGUCCCAAUACGAUAUUGAUAUUGGAUAUCGGUCCAACAUCAGCAAAACAUCUAAAAUCUCCGAUAUCAGAACUCCGAUACAAGCAGUCCAUUCCAGACCCUGCUCCGGCACCUCUAUCUAGCAGCACCCAGAUUCAGCAUGUAGAGCCCACGUACUGACAACACCAGUAUGUACUAAGGUACUAACAAAGUACCAAGGAGUAGGAGUGAUGUCGGCCCUGGGGCAGUAUUUUUCAUUAAAGUCCAAAAAAGACGUUGUAGCUGAGUGCAACACUUGUCAUGCACAAGUUCAAUAUUGGUAUCGGCCAGUAUUGAAGGCUACAAUAUGGGUAUCAUAUCGGAGGUAAAGAAGUUUUAUCAGGACACCCCUACUUCUAAUCUCAAUCCACAAUGACAAAAGUGAUGUUAAUGUUCUGGACUACAUUUGAUCACAUGUUGGGAAAAUAUGUCUCAACCAUAAUACAGUAUCUCCUUAUAUUUUGAGUUUAAUUAUUUCGGUAAAUAGUGGUUUCUUCAUUAUAACUGCACAAGAAGUUGUCCAUCGAUCGUAUUCCAGGGAAGUAAGGCUAAACAAAUACACUCUCCUGUCGUCGUAGUUUUGAGUUUCUGUAUGUCUCACUUUUGUCCCUGUUGUCUACAGGAGCCAGACCCGAGCGGUUGCCCGCCUUUGAUGAGGAGUGCUGGCAGCUGAUGGAGGCCUGCUGGAACGGAGAUCCUUCCCAGAGGCCCCUGCUCGGGAUUGUCGAGCCUGGCCUGCAAAGCAUCAUGAUCCGGCUCUGUAACUGCGGCUCAGAGCAGAAAAGCAGCAGCCUUGAGGACUCAAACUGAAGAGAACAAAAAACACUCCAGAGAAAAAACUAACACGUGUGUGAUAGGGAUUCUGAUCAGGAAAAUAUUUUCAUGUAUUUAUAAGGAACAGAGGUGAACGGAGAACUGGUGGAGAAGAGCUGGAUGAUGGAUGGCAGAGCUUUCCUUCUUGUUCUCAGUUGUUGGAUGCACAUUAUUUAUGAGGAGAUGACACAGACCGGAUGUUUGCAAAUAUGGAUGUUUUAUUGUUCGUGUGUUGUGUAUUUGUAUACAAACUCUACAAUAAGCUUUUGCCGUAGCUGCCGUGCUAAUUGCUUCUUUGUCGUUAGAAUUGUUGCUAGAUGCAAAUUGUUUUAAAAGUAGUUCCACUCCCAGUAUUAUGAAACAUAUAAAUAUAUAAAAGAUUAAUUUUAGAUUGUAUUUAAACUGAACAUGUCUGCAUCUAUACGAGAAACUUUUUUAAUAAAAUGAUCUGUUACAACAAAU
Xyrichtys novacula (pearly razorfish) is the source of this 24378-nucleotide messenger RNA. NCBI's taxonomy places the organism in Eukaryota, Metazoa, Chordata, Actinopteri, Labriformes, Labridae. The record is from the annotation of a GenBank genome assembly.